This is a messenger RNA of Coregonus sp. 'balchen', 14107 nucleotides long. The record is from the annotation of a GenBank genome assembly. NCBI's taxonomy places the organism in Eukaryota, Metazoa, Chordata, Actinopteri, Salmoniformes, Salmonidae.
AUGACCUGCGAGUUGAGCGGGAGUCUUGAUGUGAAAGAUGGUGGGUGGGUGGAUGAUGAUGACUGGCUUCUUCCGAACGCCACCUUGCACCUGUAACGUUACGAUGUCCACCUUUUAAUGCCACACCACCACCAUAAUCGAUUUAGCCAUGAGUCAUAGUUCUAUUGCUGGAUGUGGGCUUUGAUGUAAUAUUUAUGUAUGCUUGAACAUGAAGAUCACCGUGCCAUUUCCCUCGGGCUGGGAUUGCAUUCCUAGGUGGGCCAAUAAUGACUUGGCUGAAAUCAUUGCUAGCUAUCUAUGACUCAGUUUAUGCAUGAGAUUCAGUGUCUGUCGAAAGUAUACAGCGCUCUAAAUAUAGACCUGACUACUUUCCAGCAUCUAUUGUAGGCCUUUGUUCUCUAAUGAUGGGAUAAGGUAUUACUUGUUGACAGAGGGCUCCAUGGUGCUUGUAUCACUAUUUUUGUAGAGGCAGAUGACAACCUAAUUUAGCAUACUAACCACACUUACAAUUGUGAUCACUUGUAGUCAGCCAAGUUACAUGCUAGAUGUAUGUAUUUUAUUAAUGGGACGUUUAGGCUUCAGCCUCUGCAUUAACAACCUUCUAGUCAUACCUGCUCCUCCUGCAUUUAUCACACACCCAACCCAGACAUGUUUUUAUCAACAAAUCUAACCAGUUCCAUUGUGCAAUAACGGAAAUUAUUACAUGUGGAAAUGUACAACUCAACCUGUUUCAUUGUGCAAUUACUGUUAUUAUUAUCGAGAACCUGUCGGGACACUAUACCUGUAAUAACCCAGUCAGAGACAGAUUUUGAGAUGGACUAGCGCUAGUUGAUCUGUUUCAAUGGCUAUUUACAAAUCUCUGUGGGAAAUGUAUAUUCCUUAUCCAUUAUAAAAUAUAAUACUGUAGUAGUAUUUCCCCUGCCUUGACCUAGUGUAUGAUGUUGUUUGAACUUUGAUGUUAACAGCUGUUGAGGGCGGCAGGUAGCCUAGAGGUUACAGCGUUGGGCCAGUAACCGACAAGGUGAAAAAGCUGUCAAUGUGCCCUUGAGCAAGGCACUUAACCCUAAUUGCUCCAGUGUUGCUGCUGUUAAUGGCAGACCCUGGCCUUGACCCCACUCUGAGGGUUUCUCGGGGGGAUUUGGGAUAUGCAAAAAACACAUUUCCAAUAGGACAAAUAUAAGCACCCAAAUAAUAAUUAUUUAUUAUCUUGAGCUAUGCUUCAGUGCCUGAGGCUUCUCUCUUAACAAGUGUAUUAUCAAGAGGCUCUGGAAGUACAGUGAUAGGUCUCCAGGGACUCCUGAGGACAUUGUCUUUCAUUUUGACUGUGUUGCCAGUCCAUGUAGUAUCAGAUGUUAUCAAUGAGCUUAAUGCACAAGAUGGGACCAAGACAGGUCAUGUUGUGUCUGUCUAUACACAUAAUUUCUCACGCCAAUGGUCAGGUCACAGGCUUCCCCCUCACUUCUAAACUCCUUUUUCUGUCAGAUUUGUAACAUAACCAGUCAUGCAAUAUCUCGAUCAGUAACUGUCAUUCUGCUAUUCAGGAGCUGGAGGUGGGAGCAAUGACGUGCAGUGGUGCUUCUCACAGGUGAAGGGGGCCAUUGAUGACGACGUUGCCGAAGGUAAGAGCUCUUCACAGGUCAUAGACAUUGGUACAGUGGCAGAAUCAUCAUGCUUCCUAGUAGUUGUUCAUAUUUCACAAUAAAUUAUGUUGUGCUGGAUAAAUCGUACUCAAUGCGACACGCUCUUCCAGUUAUCUUGCAUUCCCCGGCGGUCACCCAUGACUCCUCAUCUCCCUAAAUGUUACACUGCUAGCCUCCCAGACAGUCCAAUGCUAUGUAAGAGUGACUGCAAAGUCGAUUUCUGACACACAAUGGCUUGCUUGCUGCUUUCUCUUGUUGGCUUUUGUCCUGUGGCCUCACACUCAUGCUGACACAGUCUGUGUGAACAUCCAGUAUGGUGCACUGUACGCUAGGGCUGGAAAUUGCCAGGGACCUUACGAUACGAUAUCACGAUACUUAGGUGCCGAUACGAUAUGUAUUGUGAUUCUCACGAUUCUAUAUAUAUUGCGAUUCGAUACUGUGAUUUCUAUUGCGAUUCGAUGUUCCAAACAUAUUGCUCACCAUAUGUCUGCUGCAGAGGGACAAGAGAGAGCCUUGAGAAAAUGAGUUUUGAUCAGUCAUGGAAAUGUGCAGAGAACAAAUUGGCUCCCUAUUUCAAAAGAAGAUGGAGAAAAAGCUAUGAAGGAAAAGUACUGGAGUUUUGGUUCAGGCACAGCCAAGUAGCGCAAAAAUAAUAUUAUGACAUUGUCAAAACGAUACGAUAUACUGUCAAAAAUAAUAACCCGAUAUAGAUGCCCCCCCCCCAUCACUACUGAAUGCCAUGUUCCCAAGCAAUCGAUCCUAGAUCAGUCUAAAGAUACACAGAAGGAGAACUGAGUCACCAUGUGCUCUGCUCCUGAUUAUAGGUCAAUCUCUUAAGGAUUUAGGAAGUGUGUGUCACUGCGUAGGCUGAUACUGGGCAUAUGAAUGUAUAGCAGGGAUCAACAACUAGAUUAGCCGCAGGGCUGUUUUCUUUUUUUUUCUUGACUGAAUGGUCAAGACCACAAAUUGACCGCAAGAAGCCCAAACAGAUAUAUUUGACUAAAACAUAAUCUUUUCAAACCUUAAGUUUUUAUAUGAUCACAUAUAUCUCUAUUAGGUGUGGGAAUAGUUUGGAACAGAUUUCCAAUUAAAAUCAUUGGAGCUGAUUUGCUGGUGUUUUUAUAGUCUACGUUCAACAACAAGAAAACAACAUUCUCAAAUGUGGGGGGCCAAAUAAAAUCACUGGUGGCGUUAUCGCAAUACUUGGGUGUCUAUGUAUUCUGAUUUGAUAUUCCAAACAUUGCUCACCAUGUCUACUGCAGAGGAACCAGAGUGCCAUGAGAAAAUAAGUUUUGGUCAGUUAUGGAAAUAAAAGUGCUGAAAACAUGUUGUUGGGGGGUCAGGACAUUGACAACGUGGCGUGUCCAUGCCCUCCUUACACAUGAUACACACACUCACUUACAUACCCCCACCCUUGGCCCCAGGGUGUUAAGCUCAGUCUAUGGCCUCCUGCUGCAACCUUUCUCAGCAUUGUCUUUCUGCUCGAAUGGGCAACAGUGUGUGUCAGCCUCUGUCUAAAAAGCCUCCAUACUGUUGUUGGGGGAAUGUGCUGGUGCAUGUAGGAACUUGGUUACUGAUCAUUGUGUGUCUGCUUUGGAUGUAAUCACAUUCUAAGACUCCAGCUCUUGGAUAGAAGAUAGACCUCUAAACAAAUCCAGUGCUAGUAAUGUUCAUAUGCUAAUUGCAGUCUCAUGGAUACAACCACCUGCAAUUCCUCUCUGAAUACCUUUUGUGUUGGGUAGAAAGAAAUAACUAACUAAUUUGAUUUUCUUGAAUGAUCUAUAUACCUGUUUUGUGUUCAGCCGACAUCAUAUCUACUGUGGAGUUCAACCACUCAGGGGAGCUGCUAGCCACAGGAGACAAGGGUGGCAGGGUCGUCAUCUUUCAGCAGGAAAUAGAGGUAUGACUGUCUGGAAGUUUGGAGUUUAAAUUCCAAUUUGCUUUUGAAUGGAAAGGAGGUGAUUGUGGAAAACGAAUAAAGCAAACAUUUUCUACCCUUCCUUCUGCUGCCUCCUCCAUCCCUUACUCCGUCUCCUUUUUCCCUCUCUUCAUCUUUUCCCUCUCUCUCCCCCAACAGAAUAAGAGUCAGCCACAGUGCCGUAGUGAGUACAAUGUUUACAGCACUUUCCAGAGCCAUGAGCCCGAGUUUGACUACUUGAAGAGUUUAGAGAUCGAGGAGAAGAUCAACAAAAUCCGCUGGCUGCCCCAGAAGAACGCAGCUCAGUUCCUGUUGUCCACUAACGGUCAGUCGGUUUCCAAUCUCUGGUGAACUUUUAUGCAUGCCAUCACAUCACUGAGCUUUGUUUAGCUGUUAAAUGUUUUUAUCUAGUCCUGUGUUCUGAUUGGCAGACAAAACCAUAAAGUUGUGGAAGAUCAGUGAACGAGACAAGAGACCAGAGGGCUACAACCUGAAAGAGGAGGAUGGACGCUACAUAGACCCCAACACUGUCACUGCACUUCGGGUAAGUGCUUAGCUGAUUACAUGCCAGGGGCUAAAGUUGGGUCCCUGUGUUCUGCCCAUCAUGUGAGAUUUUGCGAUUUUUGUUAUGUAUUUUAAGCUUUCUCUAGAAAUGAGAAUUGCACCAACAACAAAAAAAUAUUCUGAGGAUGGUGCUGGACCAGCUGAUAUAAAAAGAAAGGGGGACAGUUUGAUAAAAUCCAUGCAUGCCAAAUGAUUGCUAAAGAAAAACAGGCCCUAGCUAUAGUAUGGAGAAACACUAGUCACUGUGUGGGUGUAGCCUAUACCCUUAGAGCCUCACCCGCUGACUACCCUCUGUACCCUUGCAGGUGCCUGUGUUUAGACCCAUGGACCUCAUGGUGGAGGCGAGCCCUCGAAGGGUGUUUGCCAACGCCCACACUUAUCACAUCAACUCCAUCUCAAUAAACAGUGACCAUGAGACAUAUCUAUCCGCAGACGACCUGCGCAUCAACCUCUGGCACCAGGAGAUCACCGACCGCAGCUUCAGUAUCCUUGUCCAGCUGUUAAUUAUAGGAUGGUUGAGGGAAGGGACAAAGGAGGGGGGUGUGUGUGUUUACCCCCAGUGUGCUAGUCCCCCUUGACUCUAGCCCCUCCCAGACAUUGUGGAUAUAAAGCCAGUCAACAUGGAGGAGCUGACAGAGGUGAUUACAGCAGCAGAGUUCCAUCCACACCAGUGCAACACCUUCGUCUACAGCAGCAGUAAGGGCACCAUCCGACUCUGUGACAUGAGGGCAUCAGCGCUAUGUGACACGCACUCCAAAUGUGAGUACCUAGUGGCCAUGGCAACAACCUCUGUAUAAGGGGCUUUCACGUUUAACCAUUAGAAAAUGGCUUGAAUGAAUUCACAUCGCUGCAUAGGAGAAAUGUGGGAAUAUUUAUUUAUUUAACCAGGUAAGCCAGUUGAGAACAAGUUCUCAUUUACAACUGCGACCUGGCCAAGAUAAAGCAAAGCAGUGCGAUAAAAACAACAACACAGAGUUACAUAUGGGGUAAACAAAGUCAAAAAUACAAUAGAAAAUAUAUAUACAGUGUGUGUGAAUGUAGUAAAUUAUGGAGGUAUGGCAAUAAAUAGGCCACAGUGCAAAAUUGUUACAAUUUUGUAUUAACACUGGAAUGAUAGAUGUGCAAAAGAUGAUGUGCAAAUAGAGAUACUGGGGUGCAAAUUAGCAAAAUAAAUAACAAUAUGGGGAUGAGGCAGUUGGAUGGGCUAAUUACAGAUGGGCUGUGUACAGGUGCAGUGAUCGGUAAGCUGCUCUGACAACUGACGCCUAUAGUUAGUGAGGGAGAUAAGUGUCUCCAGCUUCAGAGAUCUUUGCAGUUCGUUCCAGUCAUGGCAGCAGAGAACUGGAAGGAAUGGCGGCCAAAGGAGGUGUUGGCUUUGGGGAUGACCAGUGAGAUAUACAGUGGGGGAAAAAGUAUUUAGUCAGCCACCAAUUGUGCAAGUUCUCCCACUUAAAAAGAUGAGAGGCCUGUAAUUUUCAUCAUAGGUACACGUCAACUAUGACAGACAAAUUGAGGGGAAAAAAUCCAGAAAAUCACAUUGUAGGAUUUUUUAAUGAAUUUAUUUGCAAAUUAUGGUGGAAAAUAAGUAUUUGGUCACCUACAAACAAGCAAGAUUUCUGGCUCUCACAGACCUGUAACUUCAUCUUUAAGAGGCUCCUCUGUCCUCCACUCGUUACCUGUAUUAAUGGCACCUGUUUGAACUUGUUAUCAGUAUAAAAGACACCUGUCCACAACCUCAAACAGUCACACUCCAAACUCCACUAUGGCCAAGACCAAAGAGCUGUCAAAGGACACCAGAAACAAAAUUGUAGACCUACACCAGGCUGGGAAGACUGAAUCUGCAAUAGGUAAGCAGCUUGGUUUGAAGAAAUCAACUGUGGGAGCAAUUAUUAGGAAAUGGAAGACGUACAAGACCACUGAUAAUCUCCCUCGAUCUGGGGCUCCACGUGGGGUCAAAAUGAUCACAAGAACGGUGAGCAAAAAUCCCAGAACCACACGGGGGGACCUAGUGAAUGACCUGCAGAGAGCUGGGACCAAAGUAACAAAGCCUACCAUCAGUAACACACUACGCCGCCAGGGACUCAAAUCCUGCAGUGCCAGACGUGUCCCCCUGCUUAAGCCAGUACAUGUCCAGGCCCGUCUGAAGUUUGCUAGAGUGCAUUUGGAUGAUCCAGAAGAGGAUUGGGAGAAUGUCAUAUGGUCAGAUGAAACCAAAAUAGAACUUUUUGGUAAAAACUCAACUCGUCGUGUUUGGAGGACAAAGAAUGCUGAGUUGCAUCCAAAGAACACCAUACCUACUGUGAAGCAUGGGGGUGGAAACAUCAUGCUUUGGGGCUGUUUUUCCGUGUAAAGGAAAGAAUGAAUGGGGCCAUGUAUCGUGAGAUUUUGAGUGAAAACCUCCUUCCAUCAGCAAGGGCAUUGAAGAUGAAACGUGGCUGGGUCUUUCAGCAUGACAAUGAUCCCAAACACACCGCCCGGGCAACGAAGGAGUGGCUUCGUAAGAAGCAUUUCAAGGUCCUGGAGUGGCCUAGCCAGUCUCCAGAUCUCAACCCCAUAGAAAAUCUUUGGAGGGAGUUGAAAGUCCGUGUUGCCCAGCGACAGCCCCAAAACAUCACUGCUCUAGAGGAGAUCUAUAUGGAGGAAUGGGCCAAAAUACCAGCAACAGUGUGUGAAAACCUUGUGAAGACUUACAGAAAACGUUUGACCUGUGUCAUUGCCAACAAAGGGUAUAUAACAAAGUAUUGAGAAACUUAUGUUAUUGACCAAAUACUUAUUUUCCACCAUAAUUUGCAAAUAAAUUCAUUAAAAAUCCUACAAUGCGAUUUUCUGGAUUUUUUUUUCUUCUCAUUUUGUCUGUCAUAGUUGACGUGUACCUAUGAUGAAAAUUACAGGCCUCUCUCGUCUUUUUAAGUGGGAGAACUUGCACAAUUGGUGGCUGACUAAAUACUUUUUUUCCCACUGUACCUGCUGGAGCGCAGACUACGGGUGGGUGUUGCUAUGGUGACCAGUGAGCUAAGAUAAGACGGGGAUUUGCCUAGCAGUGAUUUAUAGAUGACCUGGAGCCAGUGGGUUUGGCGACGAAUAUGUAGUGAGGGCUAGCCAACAAGAGCGUACAGGUCACAAUGGUGGGUAGUAUAUGGGGCUUUGGUGACAAAACGGAUGGCACUGUGAUAGACUACAUCCAAUUUGCUGAGUAGCGUGUUGGAGGCUAUUUUGUAAAUUACAUCACCGAAGUCAAGGAUCGGUAGGAUAGUCAGUUUUACGAGGGCAUGUUUGGCAGCAUGAGUGAAGGAGGCUUUGUUGCGAAAUAAGAAGCCGAUUCUAGAUUUAACUUUUGGAUUGGAGAUGCUUAAUGUGAGUCUGGAAGGAGAGUUUACAGUCUAACCAGACACCUAGGUAUUUGUAGUUGUCCACAUACUCUAGGUCAGACCCGCCGAGAGUAGUGAUUCUAGUCGGGUGGGCGGGUGCAAGCAGCGUUCGGUUGAAGAGCAUGCGUUUAGUUUUACUAGUGUUUAAGAGCAGUUGGAGGCCACGGAAGGAGUGUUGUAUGGCAUUAAAGCUCGUUUGGAGGUUUGUUAACGGUGUCCAAUGAAGGGCCAGAUGUAUACAAAAUGGUGUCAUCCGCAUAGAGGUGGAUCCGAGCGUCACCAGCAGCAAGAGCGACAUCAUUGAUAUACACGGAGAAAAGAGUCGGCCCGAGAAUUGAACCCUGUGGCACCCACAUAGAGACUGCCAGAGGUCCAGACAACAGGCCCUCCGUUUUGACACAUUGAACUCUAUCUGAGAAGUAGUUGGUGAACCAGGCGAGGCAGUCAUUUGAGAAACCAAGGCUAUUUAGUCUGCCAAUAAGAAUGCGGUGGUUGAGAGUCGAAAGCCUUGGCCAGGUCGAUGAAGACGGCUGCGCAGUACUGUCUUUUAUCGAUCGCGGUUAUAAUAUUGUUUAGGACCUUGAGCGUGGCUGAGGUGCACCUAUGACCAGCUCGGAAACAGGAUUGCAUAGCGGAGAAGGUACGGUGGGAUUCGAAAUGGUCGGUGAUCAGUUUGUUAACUUUGCUUUCAAAUACUGACCGUGGCAGCUUUCCAAUCUCUGGGGAUCUCAGACGUUACGAAAGAGAGGGGGGGGGGGGGGCAUGGGCAAGUUGCAGCGGAGGGUGCAGAGCUGGUGGCCGGGGAAGGGGUAGCCAGGUGGAAAGCAUGGCCAGCCGUAGCAAAAUGCUUGUUGAAAUUCUCGAUUAUUGUAGAUUUAUCGGUGGUGACAGUGUUUCCUAGCCUCAGUGAAGUGGGCAGUUGGGAGGAGGUGCUCUUAUUCUCCAUGGACUUUACAGUGUCCCAAAACUUUUUGGAGUUAGUGCUACAGGAUGCACAUUUCUGUUGGAAAAAGCUAGCCUUUGCUUUCCUAACUGAUUGUGUAUAUUGGUUCCUGACUUCCCUGAAAAGUUGCAUAUCGCGGGGGCUGUUCGAUGCUAAUGCAGUACGCCACAGGAUGUUUUUGUGCUGGUCAAGGUGCAGUCAAGUCUGAGGAGAACCAGGGGCUAUAUCUGUUCUUAGUUCUGAUUUUUUUUUGAAUGGGGCAUGCUUAUGUAAGAUUGAGAGGAAAGCACUUUUUAAAGAACAACCAGGCAUCCUCUACUGAUGGAAUGAGGUCAAUAUCCAUCCAGGAUACCCGGGCCAGGUCAAUUAGAAAGGCCUGCUCGCUAAAGUGUUUUAGGGAGUGUUUGACAGUGAUGAGGGGUGGUCGUUUGACCGUGGCCCCAGUACGGACGCAGGCAAUAAGGCAGUGAUCGCUGAGAUCCUGGUUGAAGACAGCGGAGGUGUAUUUGGAGGGUAAAUUUGUCAGGAUGAUAUCUGAGGGUGCCCUUGUUUACGGAUUUAUGGUUGUACCUGGUAGGUUCGUUGAUAAUUUGUGUGAGAUUGAGGGCAUCUAGUUUAGAUUGCAGGUUGGCCGGGAUGUUAAGCAUAUCCCAGUUUAGGUCACCAAGCAGUACGAACUCUGAGGAUAGAUGGGGGGCAAUCAGUUCACAUAUGGUGUCCAGGGCACAGCUCGGGGCUGAGGGGGGUCUGUAGCAAGUGGCAACAGUGAGACUUAUUUCUGGAAAGGUGGAUUUUUUUGAAGUAGAAGCUCAAACUGUUUGUGCACAGACCUGGAUAGUAUAAUAGAGCUAUGCAGGCUAUCUCUACAGUAGAUUGCAACCCCACCCUCUUUGGCAGUUCUAUCGAGAUGGAAAAUGUUGUACUUGGGGAUGGACAUUUCUGAAUUUUUGAUGGCCUUCCUAAGCCAGGGUUCAGACACUACUAGAACAUCAGGGUUGGCGGAGUGUGCUAACGCAGUGAAUAACUCAAACUUAGGGAGGAGGCUUCGGAUGUUAACGUGCAAGAAACCAGGCUUUUACGGUUACAGAAGUUAACAAAUGAUAACGCCUGGGGAGUAGGAGUGAUACUGGGGGCUACAGGGCCUCGGUUAACCUCUACAUCACCAGAGGAACAGAGGAGGAGUAGAAUAAGGAUACGGCUAAAGGCUUUAAGAACUGGUCUUCUAGUGCGUUGGGUACAGAGAAAAAAAGGGGCAGAUUUCCGGGCGUUGUAGAAUAGAUUCAGUGCAUUAUGUAUAGGGAAGGAUAUGAGUACAGUGGAGUUGAACCUAAGCGUUGGGUAACGAUGAAAGAGAGAGCAUCACUGGAGGUACCGAUUGAGCCGGUCUCCGCGUGUAUGGGGGGGUGGGACAAAGGAGCUAUCUAAGGCAGGUUGAGCUGGGCUGGGGGCUCUACAGUGAAAUAGUACAAUAAGAAAUAACCAAAACAGCAAUAAGCAAGGCAUAUUGACAUGGGAGAGAGGCAUAAAGCAAUCACAGGUGUUAUUCGAGAGAGCUAAGACAACAGCUGGUAAUGGCGACAAAGUUUGGGCUGAGGCUACACAUAAACAGGAUGCGGUACCGUAUAAAGGAACAGUCCAGCAGGCAUCAGCUGUAUAGCUGAAUUAUCAUAAGGUCCGGUAAACAGCAAUAGGAGAGUUCGGAGGUAGUUCGGGGCUGCUACAGCACUGGCGAGAGCCCGGCUUGCGUGUGCUAGCGGGCCCGGGCUAGCAGAUGGAUCUUCGUGGUCGACGUCGUAACGGGAAGCCGGUAGAAACCAAAUCAGACGAUUUCGUCGGCAAACCAGUCAUGUUGGAUCGGCGGGGCUCCGUGUCAACACAAGGAGGUCCCGUCCAGUUGACAGAGAGCCUGGAGAUGGGCCUGGCUCGAGGCUAGCUCAAGGCUAACUGGUGCUUGCUAAGGGCAAUGGUAAUUAACCAAUGACAACAGCCAUUUGGUUGCAGCUAGCUGGUUGCGAUGAUCCGGCGCUAGUGUCCAGUGAUUCCGGCAGAAAAUCCGAUAUGCUCUGGGUCGAUAGCAUGCUGUACAGACUAGCCGACAAAUUGUCCAGCCUAGAGCUAGAGCUGGCUGGUGGGUAGUGCAGGCCACGGACAAUGGUGAAGACGCUAAUGGUGGCUAAUAGCAAGUAUCCAUUCGGUUGCAGCUAGACUAGUUCAGCUUAAGGUUCUUGAUAAAAGUUAUAAAGAAAUAAUAGAAUCCUUUCCACGUUGAGUGAGGCGGGUUGCAGGAAAGUAUAUUUAGUUAAAGAAUGAAAAGUAAAAUUGAGAAAUAUAUACAAAAUAGACAAAAACUGGCAAUUUGCACAAGGACACAGAAAAAAACAUAGCCGCACUGCUACGCCAUCUUGGAAUCAUAGGGUAUAAUAUCUUGUUUUCACAUUAGGAUGGGGGGAAAGGCUAACUAGCACAGCAACAUGCACUUUAUUAUCUCUAAUAGCAGUUGGUGAACUAACUUGACCUCUCCCUCUCCAGUGUUCGAGGAGCCGGAGGACCCCAGUAACCGCUCCUUUUUCUCUGAGAUAAUCUCGUCCAUCUCGGACGUCAAGUUCAGCCACAACGGGCGCUACAUGAUGACCCGGGACUACCUGUCUGUCAAGAUUUGGGACCUGAACAUGGAGAACAGGGUUGUGGAGACGUACCAGGUGAGACUGGCAGUGGGAGUGUGGGGACUUGAGGUUUGAGAAAGUCAACAGGCUGUUGUUUUAGUGCACUUUUUUAUCAGGGACUGGUCACACCUAAUUUCUUGCAUGUAGUUUCAGAUAAUGUCCACUAGGGGGACUCUAAGACUAUGUUCUUGCCAAACUGCUGCACUUUCACACCCUGAAAUGAGAAGCCAAACAAUUAUUUGGUAUUUUAUUAGGAUCCCCAUUAGUUGUUGCAAAAGCAGCAGCUACUCUUCCUGGGGUCCACACAAAACAUGAAACAUGACAUAAUACAGAACAGUAAUAGACAAGAACAGCUCAAGGACAGAACUACAUAAAAAAAAAAAUUUAAAGGCACACGUAGCCUACAUACAGUUGAAGUCGGAAGUUUACAUACACUUAGGUUGGAGUCAUUAAAACUCGUUUUUUUUUUCAACAACUCCACUAAUUUCUUGUUAACAAAUUAUUAUAGUUUUGGCAAGUCGGUUAGGACAUCUACUUUGUGCGUGACACAAGUCAUUUUUCCAACAAUUGUUUACAGACAGAUUAUUUCACUUAUAAUUCACUGUAUCACAAUUCCAUUUGGUCAGAAGUUUACAUACACUAAGUUGACUGUGCCUUUAAACAGCUUGGGAAAUUCCAGAAAAUGAUGUCAUGGCUUUAGAAGCUUCUGAUAGGCUAAUUGACAUAAUUUGAGUCAAUUGGAGGUGUACCUGUGGAUGUAUUUCAAGGCCUACCUUCAAACUCAGUGCCUCUUUGCUUGACAUCAUGGGAAAAUCCAAAGAAAUCAGCCAAGACCUCAGGAAAAAAAAUGGUUGACCUCCACAAGUCUGGUUCAUCCUUGGGAGCGAUUUCCAAACGCCUGAAGGUACCACAUUCAUCUGUACAAACAAUAGUACGCAAGUAUAAACACUAUGGGACCCCGCAGCCGUCAUACCGCUCAGGAAGGAGACUUGUUCUGUCUCCUAGAGAUGAACGUACUUUGGUGCGAAAAGUGCAAAUCAAUCCCAGAACAACAGCAAAGGACCUUGUGAAGAUGCUGGAGGAAACCGGUACAAAGGCCACUCAGCAAGGAAGAAGCCACUGCUCCAAAACCGCCAUAAAAAAGCCAGACUACGGUUUGCAUCUGCACAUAGGGACAAAGAUUGUACUUUUUGGAGAAAUUUCCUCUGGUCUGAUGAAACAAAAAUAGAACUGUUUGGGCAUAAUGACCAUCGUUAUGUUUGGAGGAAAAACGGGGACCUUGCAAGCCGAAAAACCCCAUCCCAACCGUGAAGCACGGGGGUGGCAGCAUCAUGCUGUGGGGGUGCUUUGCUGCAGGAGGGACUGGAAGCAACAUAUCAAGACAUCAGUCAGGAAGUUAAAGCUUGGUCGCAAAUGGGUCUUCCAAAUGGACAAUGACCCCAAGCAUACAUCCAAAGUUGUGGCAAAAUGGCUUAAGGACAACAAAGUCAAGGUAUUGGAGUGGCCAUCACAAAGCCCUGACCUCAAUCCUAUAGAAAAUGUGUGGGCAGAACUGAAAAAGCGUGUGCGAGCAAGGAGGCCUACGCAAACCUGAUUCAGUUAAACCAGCUCUGUCAGGAGGAAUGGGUCCAAAUUCACCUAAGUUAUUGUGGGAAGCUUGUGGAAGGCUACCAGAAACGUUUGACCCAAGUUAAACAAUUUAAAGGCAAUGCUACCAAAUACUAAUUGAGUGUAUGUAAACUUCUGACCCACUAGGAAUGUGAUGAAAUAAAUAAAAGCUGAAAUAAAUCAUUCUCUCUACUAUUAUUCUGACAUUUCAAAUUCAUAAAAUAAAGCAGUGAUCCUAACUGACCUAAGACAGGGAAUUUUUACUAGGAUUAAAUGUCAGGAAUUGUGAAACUGAGUUUACAUGUAUUUGGCUAAGGUGUAUAUAAACUUCAGACUUCAACUGUAUCAAUACAUGCACACAAACUAUCUAGGUCAAAUAGGGGAGAGGCGUUGUGCCGUGAGGUGUUGCUUUAUCUGUUUUUUUAAACCAGGUUUGUUUAUUUAAGCAAUAUGAGUUCCAUGCAAUAAUGGCUCUAUAUAAUACUGUACAGUUUCUUGAAUUUGUUCUGGAUUUGGGUACUGUGAAAAGACCCCUUAGUGGCAUGUCUGGUGGGGUAAGUGUGUGUGUCAGAGCUGUGUGUAAGUUGACUUUGCAAACAAUUUGGGAUUUUCAGCACAUUGUUUCUUAUAAAAAGAAGUGAUGUAGCCAGUCUCUCCUCAACUCUUAGCCAAGAGAGACUGGCAUGCAUAGUAUUUAUAUCAGCCCUCUGAUUACAAUGAAGAGCAAGACGUGCCGCUCUGUUUUGGGCCAGCUGCAGCUUAACUAGGUCUAGUUUUUCUUUGAACUUAUGUUGUAAGCAAUUUCGAUCAUCUUACCCUCAUUCGGAAUAUUUGACUCAAAAUGACUCAUAAAUACAGAUUUGACCCCUGAACUGAGGUUAGUAUGUGGCUCCAUGUUGAUUACCUCUGACCUGUCUCCCUCAUGGCAGGUUCACGAGUACCUCAGGAGUAAGCUGUGCUCGCUCUAUGAAAACGACUGCAUCUUCGACAAGUUUGAGUGCUGCUGGAACGGAAAUGACAGGUUAACAUUGCCAAGUUCUCAAAUUGUAUUCAUAAAUAAAAAUAACAAGCCCUAGGUUCUUAAUUUCCUUGUUUUAAUCCUCUCCCUCAUUUUCCUUCCCAGUGUGGUGAUGACGGGCUCGUACAACAACUUCUUCCGGAUGUUUGACCGGGGCCAGCGGUGGGACGUGACCCUGGAGGCGUCCCGGGAGGGCAGUAAGCCACGGCAGGUCCUGAAGCCCCGCAAGGUGUGUGCCGGCGGGAAGCGGAAGAAGGACGAGAUCAGCGUAGACAGCCUGGACUUCAACAAGAAAAUCCUCCACACCGCCUGGCACCCCCAGGACAACAUCAUUGCCGUGGCAACCACCAACAACCUCUACAUAUUCCAGGACAAAGUGAACUAG